UAGAAGAUAGAGCUUCAUCUGUCAUUUCUUUCUCUCGUUAUUAAAAGAACACCAAAAUAGCUUAUACAUUGUUGCUGUCCAUUGGAAUAUUUGUAAUUUCAGACUUUUUGAUCAAACUAAGGAGAAAAGAAACUAGACAUCAUGAGACAUCAUUCUUGUUGCAACAAACAGAAGGUUAAAAGAGGAUUAUGGUCACCUGAAGAAGAUGAAAAACUCAUCAAAUAUAUUACAACAUAUGGACAUGGUUGUUGGAGCUCUGUUCCAAAACUUGCUGGUCUGGAGAGAUGUGGAAAGAGUUGUAGAUUAAGAUGGAUAAAUUAUCUAAGACCUGAUUUGAAACGUGGAAGUUUCUCUCAACAAGAAGUAGCACUCAUUGUAGAACUCCACAACAUUUUAGGCAAUAGAUGGGCUCAGAUUGCAAAACACUUAACUGGAAGAACAGAUAAUGAGGUGAAAAACUUUUGGAAUUCUACCAUAAAGAAGAAAAUUCAUUCUCACGAUAUUACUCCAUCUUUCAUCACAUUUUCUGAUGUUCACACCCCAUACCAUAAUACUGGUUCAAUGGAAAACUCCUUCCCUUUAAAUGCAAACCCGAAUGUGACCCUCAACUUCAAUCAUCAUCACCAUCAAGAUUACCUAUACCAUUCAACCUCAUCUCCAAAUCAGCAAAGUAAUUUUCAUCAAAUUGAUACAAAGGUAGACAUCAAUGACCAUUAUAAUGCCAAUUUCCUUCACAUUCAAAAUCCGAUGGCACAAAAUAUUGUACAACCAAUAUCUAAUCUUUCUACUUAUGAAGAUACAUGGUCAAUAGACAGUGUAGCUCUUCAUCUUAACCCACUAAAUCAAGAAAAUCAAUUUUCAAAAAGUGACACGACCCCGCUUAACAAAUUAAUGAACCCAAUUGAAUUAAUGCAACAAUAUGAUCAAUAUCAUGAUUUGGUUGAACUUGAUGAAACUGUGCCUGAAUUAGAAAAUCAUCAAAGCCUUGAGGAUUAUGCUUGUAGCAUCCUAGAUUCAUCUAAUUCCCAAGAACAUGAAGCUCCUGCGAAAAUUCAGUGCUACAGUACGUCUGGUAUUAUUCAUCCAUUGGAUUACAAUAUUGAUGCUUUCAUGUGUAUGUCAUCAUUGCCAUCAUCAAUCAGCCAAAUAGUCACAAAUCCUAUAAUUCCUUUAGGAUGGGAGUCUUAAUUAAAGCAUUGGUAUAACUUCAUUC
This is a messenger RNA of Medicago truncatula (barrel medic), 1213 nucleotides long. Its product is annotated as transcription factor MYB26. The record is from RefSeq and is a predicted model, not a curated record. Bases 142 to 1188 code for a protein of 348 amino acids. NCBI's taxonomy places the organism in Eukaryota, Viridiplantae, Streptophyta, Magnoliopsida, Fabales, Fabaceae. The transcript is spliced from 3 exons.